CACGGAGCCGGAUCAAGUGGGCUUACAUUUGCAAAUCUUGCAAGUUGUAUUGUACAAAAAAGUGAUAGCUUACAUUAUUUCACAAAUCCCGGGUUCUUUACGUUUGAUAUGAGGGGGCACGGAAAUACAAACUUGAUCAACAGAAACAAUAAAAAAUUGAAUGCAAUGAACUACGACUUGUCCAUUGAUCAAUUGCAGAAAGACUUCAUAUUUAUCUUUAACCAUUUUGUAAAAAGGUACUUGAAGUCAAAUGCUUCAAUUUUAAAUUCAGGUUUAGCCAAGUGCUCUCUCUUUUUCUUGGGCCAUUCCCUUGGUGGUUCAGUUUUAACAAAAGUUCUUUACAAGUUUUCGAAAAAAACAGAAGAAGUAUCCUCUGAAUUCCAAUUAGAUUUGCAGUAUGCCAAAUUUAUAAAGGGAUUAAUCAUGGUAGAUAUAGUAGAAGAGACAGCUAUACGUGCUUUGGAUUUCAUGGAUGGUUACCUUAAUAGCAUUCCUCAGUCAUUCCAAUCUUUGCAAACUGCCAUAGAUUGGCAUAUAUCUCAUCAAUUGAUUUACAAUAGAAACAGUUGCAGAUAUUCAAUACCUCCAUUACUAACUCAAGCUAAAACAGAACAAUCUGGAUACACAUUUGUAAUUGAUUUGAGGAAAACCGAACAAUAUUGGCACGAGUGGUUUCUUGGUCUCUCGAGUGAAUUCAUAUCAAUUCCAAGCUCGGUUUCCAAACUACUUGUCCUUGCAAACAAUGAUCUUUUGGACAAGAACCUCAUUAUAGGCCAAAUGCAGGGAAAAUAUCAAUUGAUUGUAUUCCGGACGAAUGAUCUAAACCUUGAGAAUAUCAUCCACUUUAUCCAAGAAGACAUACCCAACAAGUUUGCAAUAUCUUUGCUAGAGUUUGUGGAAAGGAAUGACAAC
This is a messenger RNA of Pichia membranifaciens NRRL Y-2026, 912 nucleotides long. RefSeq lists its product as hypothetical. Gene Ontology annotation, molecular function: protein methylesterase activity. The record is from RefSeq and is a predicted model, not a curated record. NCBI's taxonomy places the organism in Eukaryota, Fungi, Ascomycota, Pichiomycetes, Pichiales, Pichiaceae. Gene Ontology annotation, biological process: protein demethylation. The annotation marks the transcript as partial. The transcript has 2 exons.